This is a messenger RNA of Lodderomyces theae, 2031 nucleotides long. RefSeq names its product phosphate-sensing transcription factor (gene PHO4). NCBI's taxonomy places the organism in Eukaryota, Fungi, Ascomycota, Pichiomycetes, Serinales, Debaryomycetaceae. Bases 1 to 2031 code for a protein of 676 amino acids. Gene Ontology annotation, molecular function: protein dimerization activity. The transcript has a single exon. The record is from RefSeq and is a predicted model, not a curated record.
AUGGAACCGCUGACUUGGGGCACACCGUACGCGUCUGAUACUCAGAUGAACGGCCAGUACCCUGGAAAUACGCCUGGAAAAUCACCAUACUUUGUUGAGUUGGACCAGACAACAACAACAUCAACCCAGUCACAUCACACGACUCCACAUCAACAUGAUAACUCCAAUUACUCCACACCAGGUGAUACAACAAGCUUGAAGAGACACAUAUCAGGACGCAACCAGAUGGGUAGUACCCCUCUCAACUUGAAUCCUACAACGCCAUCAAAUUUCACUGAAUCUGAACAAAUGUUUUUGCAAGAGCUCGAGCAAAAUAUGUAUGAACAGCAACAGCAACAGCAUCAGCAACAGCAACAGCAACAACAGCAACAACUUCAACAUCGACACCCUCAGCAGUCCCAGCAACAGUCAAAACAACAACAGCAGCUGCAUCAACAUCAUCAUAGCUUUGGUGGACAUGAUCAGAUGCAUAGCCCACACCACAACUUUCGUUUAGAUGCUACUAUACCUUCACUGCAACCUUUGCAUCACCACAUGAAUCUAGAUCACGUGAACCAGGAGGCUCAGGAAGUUUCAUUUCACCAUCAUGAUGUCAAUACCUCAGGACAUCCAAAUAGUGGAUCCAGUGUUUCUACUCCAAGUGGUGGAGUACCAAUCUUGCACUCGAGCCGCCAUUCUCAGUCACACACACUUCCACACGCACACGCACACGCACAAGCACAAGCACAAGCACCACCGCAACAGAACUUGCAACUGCAGCAACCUCAAUUUGAAUUUGGACUUGAAAACUUAAACUUUCUGAUUCCUGAGGAAUUGAAUUUCGAUACCGAGCCUGGCCACGUGUCGUCGGCAUUUCCACCCGAUGUCCCCACCGAACAAACACCUAGCUUGUUAGCCAUAAAUGCAAUGAAGAAAGAAGAAGAGCGCAAAAGGGACGAGUUUUCUUCACCAAUACUACCCGGCCAAAAUGAGAAACUGUACAAUAAACAACACCUUUACCACAGGCAAAAUUCACAGGGAAAAAUUUACACUGUAAAUCUUUUGGAGAAUGAUCCCCUGUCUCACCCGCAGCAUGUUCGACCAGACGCAAUCUUUACCCCAUUAGUGAGUCCUGCAGUUACACCAUUGGAUAAAGGUGCCAAUGGGUCAUCAUUGAGCCUGAAGGCACAGUCGCAACAACAGCAACAACCACCAGCAAAUGUCAAUUUUGAGCCUUUGACAUCGCCAGCGUUGAAUGCGCAAACAUCUGACAAGAGAAGAACCUCUAGCUCAAUGUAUGGUCCAUCUACGUCAUCGGAGGAUCACAAACAGCAACACAAAAGAAGGACCCCUCAUGGAACCCCCAUUCUCCCUGCCAGUAACAAGAGUUAUAUUUCUCCAUCAGUCAAAGCCAAAUCUUCUACACCAACCAGCAAUACUGAUCAACUUGAGAAGCUACCUCAAUCGUCCUUACCAGAAGGUAAGACUGAAUCUAAUGACACAGAUAUGUUGCCACCAAAUGGCAAACUUAGAGAGAUAAAUGAGCCGCCAUUAAUGGGAUUUACCAUGGGUAGGUUAGCUGGAGAAGGGCAGUUAACAAAGACCAAAAAGCAACCUAGAAAGAAAAAGAAUGAGUCACGCAAGUCAUCAGUAUCGAAAUCGUCUUCAUCUGGAGAUAGUAGUAGUGCGUCUUCAUCACCAAAACUGAACAAGAAACCAGAGAAACUAGCAGUGAAGAAGGCAUCACAUAAGAUUGCUGAACAAGGCAGAAGAAACCGAAUGAACGUGGGUAUUGCCGAUUUAGCUUCUUUGAUUCCCCAACUGUAUCAUGAUGAAGUUAGUAUUCCCUCUAAGGCGACUACGGUUGAACUUGCUUCAAGAUACAUUAGAAAGCUUUUGGGAGAUAUAGAGGAUUUGAAGAAUGGUGAGAGUUUGGCUGGAAAUGAGGAGGAGACACUGGGAGAGCAAAGUAAUGUUACUGUUCAGCAGGAAAAAGUGGACGAUGGCAAUGUUUUGGUGCAGCCAGAGCAUCAAGAGAAGCAAGACGCAUGA